Molecule: messenger RNA, 1414 nt
Organism: Centruroides sculpturatus (bark scorpion)
Lineage: Eukaryota; Metazoa; Arthropoda; Arachnida; Scorpiones; Buthidae
Gene: Argk1
Product: arginine kinase
Exons: 6
Coding region: 74-1150 (358 amino acids)
Biological process (GO): phosphocreatine biosynthetic process
Molecular function (GO): creatine kinase activity
Source: RefSeq, a predicted model, not a curated record
AAUGAUUUCUUUGCUCCUCUUGCAUCAAUUGUAAUUACUAUUUUGUGCUCAAACAACCAAACUAACAGUCAUCAUGCCUGUGGAUGCUGCAGUUCUCGAAAAAUUAGAAGCUGGCUUCAAGAAACUCCAGGAAGCCAAAGAUUGCAAAUCAUUGCUGAAACAAUGUUUGACAAAAGAAAUGUUCGAUGAACUGAAGAACCGUCAAACUGCAAUGGGUGCCACUCUUUUAGAUAUUAUCCAAUCAGGUGUUGAGAAUUUGGACAGUGGCGUCGGUAUAUACGCUCCUGAUGCCGAAUCCUACAGCUUAUUUGCACCACUUUUUGACUCUGUCAUCGAAGCUUAUCACGCUGGUUUCAAAUCCACCGACAAGCAUCCCGCCACUGACUUUGGUGAUAUCAACACUUUGGUCGACCUCGACCCAACCAACGAAUUUGUUAUUUCAACUAGAGUACGAUGCGGGAGGAGUCUGCAAGGUUACCCCUUCAACCCCUGCUUGACCGAAGCACAAUACAAAGAGAUGGAAGAAAAGGUUAGCAGCACCCUUUCCAGCAUGGAAGGUGAACUGAAGGGUAAAUACUAUCCAUUGACUGGAAUGGACAAAGCCACUCAACAACAAUUGAUCGACGAUCACUUCUUGUUCAAGGAGGGAGAUAGAUUUUUGCAAGCCGCCAAUGCCUGCCGUUAUUGGCCCACUGGUCGCGGUAUUUACCACAACGAUGCCAAAACCUUCUUGGUUUGGUGCAACGAAGAGGAUCAUCUUCGUAUCAUCUCUAUGCAGAAGGGUGGUGACUUGAAGCAAGUUUUCAAGAGAUUAGUCGAUGCUGUCAAGAUCAUCGAAUCCAAAGUUCCAUUUUCUCGCCACGAUCGUCUCGGUUUCCUUACUUUCUGCCCAACUAAUUUAGGUACAACAAUCCGUGCCAGUGUGCACAUCCAAUUGCCAAAAUUGGCCAAAGAUCGCAAAGUCUUAGAAGAUGUUGCUGCUAAAUUCAAUUUGCAAGUCCGCGGCACUCGCGGUGAGCACACAGAGAGCGAGGGUGGUGUUUAUGACAUUUCCAACAAGAGGCGCAUGGGACUUACAGAAUACCAAGCUGUAAAAGAAAUGCAAGACGGCAUUUUGGAGAUGAUCAAAAUGGAAAAAGCAGCCCCAUAAAAUUCCAGACCAAAUUAAAUUAAAAUCAAUUCUAUUUAUCUAGUCCCGGAUUGGUGUGGUGGCAAUGAUUAAUUUCGGAAAAAAAUGUUUUUUUUUUUUUUUAUUGUGAUCUGAAUCGUGUACAGAAUUUGUAUAACUUCUAAUCCGUGAGGAAUUGUCCUAUAAAAUUUUUAUUACGAAGUGUUAAGCCCUUGUUAUCCACGAUUAUUAUUAUUAUUAUUAUUAUGACUAUCAACGAAAUUAGCUCUGUUAAUAAAUACUUUA